Polychytrium aggregatum is the source of this 2054-nucleotide messenger RNA. RefSeq lists its product as uncharacterized. Gene Ontology annotation, molecular function: zinc ion binding; sequence-specific DNA binding; transcription coregulator activity. The record is from RefSeq and is a predicted model, not a curated record. NCBI's taxonomy places the organism in Eukaryota, Fungi, Chytridiomycota, Chytridiomycetes, Polychytriales. Gene Ontology annotation, cellular component: nuclear chromosome; nucleus. The coding region runs from base 1 to 1890 and encodes 629 amino acids. Gene Ontology annotation, biological process: regulation of transcription by RNA polymerase II; chromatin remodeling. The transcript has 6 exons.
AUGGUACACGCCGAGUCUCGCUUGGUCGAGCAAGAGCCUGAUCAGCACGUCGGUCAUUCCCACACCACCCAACUGGGCGACGAUCUCGGCAUCUCGGUCCAUGAAUCCAAGUUCGAAGCCCAAAAGAACAGCAAGUGCAGAAUCGCGAGCUUGACCAACAGCCCGAAACACCAAGCCACCCAGAUGGUCCCUGCCCCGGUGCGGCUCAUUGCCAUUCGCCUGGAUCUCGAAGUCGAAGGCGUGAAGCUUCGUGACGCGUUCACCUGGAAUCUUCAUGAGGUCCUGGUGACUCCCGAGCAGUUUGCGCAGAUCUUUGCCGACGAUAUCGACUCCCCGCUCUCGCAGCAGUUUGUGCCGCUCAUCUCGCAGUCCAUCCGUCAGCAGUGCCAGUCGUAUUUGGAGGAAGACAGCAGCCCAGGCAUGGGACAAAAUCCGCCUGCCCCCGUCCAUCCCUUUCCGGAGGGGCCGACAAUGAGCCUGGAGGACAUCCGCAUCAUCAUUAAGCUCGAUGUCAAUGUUGGAACUUUCCACCUACACGACCAGUUUGAAUGGCCGCUCUUUGCUCCCAACGCACCCAGCCCCGAAGAGUUUGCUCACCAGCUGUCGCUGGACCUCGGGUUCCCUCAAGAAUACAUCUCGGUGAUUGCCCACGAGAUCCGGCAGCAGCUAUGCCUGGCCCGAAUCAACUUUGAAGAGUCUGCACACGUUGGUCCUGUGGUCGGAGCGGCCCCGGCUGCAACGGGCCCUGUGCCAGGCAUCACUCCACCCCAUCUCAGCGUCCUGGGACCACAGGGAUCGGCGCUGAAUGCAAGUUACCAGUCUGAGCACAUUCAAGAAGGUGAUUGGAUCCAGUCCGAGUCCAGCGAAAAGGGCGGCCGAGAGAAAUCCAAGAGGAAGCGAAACCGGCAAGGCGCAUCCUACAGCUCCCAAAGUCUCAACCUGAGCGGCAACCCUUCCCACUCGGGGAUGUCUCAAAAUGCCGCGAGUAUCCACUGGCAGCACGGAGGCCCCGCGGGUGGAACCAGCAACAGCAGCAGCGGCUCCAACUCCCGCACGAUGAUGCCUCCGAGUCACCCUUCCCGUAUUCCAUACCGCAACUACACACCGACGGCCGAGGAGCAGGCAACCUUUUCUCAGUUUGCAUACGGCGCCGGUGGGGUCUAUCUGGGCGGGCCCCAGACACCGACGCAGUCGCAGACACAGGCGCAGACACCAACGCAGUCACACCACCCUAAUCCAUACCAGAACCAACUGCAGCUUCCGUUUCAGUCCACACACUACUCGUCACAGUUUGGCGGGGCAAAUGUGCCACAGCAGCAACAGCAGCAACAACAGCAACAGCAUCCUGCACACCUCUCCAUGCACUUUGCCAACAGCGGACCCGGCAGCAGCUGCAGCACCGACAACCAGGGCAGCGGCUCAACCAUCGGCGCUCAUAUGCAGCACAAUCACAUGUCGAGUGCCUCACAAAAGAAAGAGAAGCGCAAGCAGCGCGAUCCCCCCAUCAUUGACACGGAGCUGGUCGCGAAACAAGUCGAGUUGAUGCAACAGAGCGCCGACCUGUUGAACAAUCCCGGUGGCGGAGAACUCAUCAACACUGCAAACGGAAACAUCAUCGAUCUCUCGGAUUCUCGAGGCAUCAGCCCUCCCAAGAAGCACAGGGGGUUUGGUGCCAGUGCCAACAUGUUCAAUGCCGACGGAAGCAUCGAUGUUGGCGAGUUUCGGCUCGUUUGGCGAUGCUCGUGGUGCCUGCUCAGUGGCCGCUACACACCCACCCUCCGCAAGGGACCUCUCGGCUCGAAAACCCUUUGCAAUGCCUGUGGAAUCUGGUACUCGAAGCAUGGAUCCCUGCCUCAGGAUCGAUACCAAGAAAACGCAGACUGUGUAUAGGGACGCUGCUUUCUUUUCCAAAUCGCCAUCGCUCGUUGCCGCUGCGGCUGCUCCCUUCACUGUUACGGUAUCGACCGACGGCAUACGUGCUCUCGACGCCUCGUAUGCAACACUGUGGUUUACUUUCGCUUCUUUGAUUUUGCUCAUGCAUGAUGCAUGGCAUU